This is a messenger RNA of Polyodon spathula (Mississippi paddlefish), 4118 nucleotides long. Its product is annotated as PDZ domain-containing protein GIPC1-like. The record is from RefSeq and is a predicted model, not a curated record. Gene Ontology annotation, molecular function: protein binding. Bases 419 to 1414 code for a protein of 331 amino acids. The transcript has 6 exons. NCBI's taxonomy places the organism in Eukaryota, Metazoa, Chordata, Actinopteri, Acipenseriformes, Polyodontidae.
AUACUAAUAGCAUGCAUCUUUUUGUUUUUGUUUCAGGUAUUCUCCAGAGGGCACAGUUUGGCUCCCCCUAGUGCAUUUGGCUGGGAUGAACGCCAGCGGCGUUAUGUUUGUGUGAUAUCUAGGACAGACACACUUCAGUAUUUGACACACUCACAAAGAACAGUACAGGGGCUCAUUGCGAUAAACAGUAUUUAGUAAACAAUCUAAAAGUCACAAAAAUAAAAUCCCAAGCUACUAGAAAGCAAAUGAGUACCGUGCUGAGUUAAUUUAUAGUCUAGUAUCUCUUUGAGUUUCAAACGCUUUGGUAAAUGGCUGAACGUUUACAGUUGUAAAGUAACCUGUGGACAAGUUUAAACUGGACGCCAAUUGUGUAAUUUAGUGGUCCGCCUCGUGUCGUUCGUUUGGCUCAUCUGCCGAGAUGCCGCUUGGUCUGGGGCGCAGGAAAAAAGCCCCCCUGGUAGAGAAUGAGGAAGGGGAGCCAGUCCGAGCUGGGAUGAGUCUCUCGGGCCUGGGGGGCAAUGCUGAAGGAAGCCCAGGCCUACAGCCAGGCCUCCCCCCAUUUCCCUCCAAUUUGAGGCCCAGGCUUGUCUUUCAUACCCAGCUGGCUCACGGGAGCCCCACAGGCCGGAUUGAGGGGUUCAGCAACGUCCGGGAGCUCUACAGCAAAAUAGGAGAGGCCUUUCAGAUCCCAGCAGCAGAGGUGAUGUUCUGCACACUCAACACUCACAAGGUUGACAUGGAGAAGCUGCUCGGGGGACAGAUAGGUCUGGAGGAUUUCAUCUUUGCUCACAUCAAGGGCCAGCGCAAGGAAGUGGAGGUGUUUAAGAACGAGGACGGCCUGGGACUCACCAUCACUGAUAACGGGUCUGGCUAUGCCUUCAUAAAGAGAAUUAAAGAAGGGAGCAUCAUUGACAGGAUCCAGGUGAUCAACGUGGGCGACAUGAUCGAAUCCAUUAACGGCCAGAGUCUGAUUGGCUGCCGACACUAUGAGGUCGCCAAGAUGCUCAAGGAGCUACCAAAGGGGCGGGACUUCUGCCUGAAACUGGUGGAGCCAAUGAAAGCCUUCGACAUGAUUGGUCAGCGGUCUGGAGGGGCACGGUCUGGCUCGGCCACACCACUGGGGACUGGCCGAGGAACACUGCGUCUCCGGGCUAAGGGUCCGGCCACAUUCGAGGAAGUGCCCUCAGCCUUUGAAGAGAAAGCAAUCGAGAAGGUGGAUGACCUGCUGGAGAGCUACAUGGGCAUUCGGGACAGUGAGCUGGCGGCGACGAUGGUGGAGCUGGGGAAAGACAAGAAGAACCCGGAUGACUUCGCAGAGGCUCUCGACGAGACGCUGGGAGACUUUGCGUUCCCCGACGAGUUUGUGUUUGACGUGUGGGGGGCGAUCGGCGAUGCCAAGGCGGGGAGAGUGUAGCUCACAGCACUCGAGAACCGGACCUUCUCACUGCUUCACAUUGAGGAUGGUACCGUACCCCCUUUGCAGGGCUUGUGAACAAGAAUACUGACCGUGAAAAUCAAAAGAAGACUCAAUCCAUGUGAUAUAUAACUUCUUACAGGAGUUGGAUGUAAAAUUAGAAAUGCCUGCCAUAACACUGUCAGUAGGGUGUAGGACCACCAUGGGCAGCCAGAACUGAGUCACUGUCUUUCAAGCUAACCCACAGUCUUAUUCAAUUUCAUUCUAUGAGUGGCUGGUAAUACAUUCUUUUAUGAUGUUCUCUCCUGCGUGCAUUGUCAGUAGCCAGACACUGUUUGCUGUCCAGUUUGUUUACAUACCCAUAAAGCACACACACUAGACAGAGAGCAGGGCUGGCAGAGUUCAAUGACACACGGUUUGAAUGGCAUGAGGAAGGGUGUUCAAACCUGGCACAAAGGAUUCUCCAGAGAAGCUCAAGUCAGGUCAAAGCAGAGCUGGAGAGAAAAUAUAAGAAUCCAGAAUCACUGCAUGGUUGCAAAAAGGAAAUACAGAAUUACUUCAAAUGAAUGCCGCCCUCGAUUAACGCCUCACUCGGAUAUCGGCUUUUUAAUAGACGCCGCCCUCGAAUAAACGCUGCUCUCAAAGAAACAUAAAGGUUUUUUUUUUUUUCUACACCUGCUCAAAAAAUAAAGAAAAAAACGUGCAACUCUGGCUAUGUGCAUGUGACGCCCCGAAGAGACUGCAGCCUCAGUCCAGCAUGUAAUACAAAUUAAUGCACACACACCUUAGUAAGCACAUUGUAUUUUAUGGUACAGUCCCGACAGACAACCCGAGAUGAACUACUUGCAGCACAGCAGUCCUUAACAUCAGCCAACACAGCAGGGAUAAACAAGGGCUGUCUAUUUACCUCGUCGUCAGCUUGGGUGGUGAAAACUGAAACUCGGAGGAAGCUUUGCCGGUCACUGUAAGUGCCAUCCGAAAGCUGGACAAAGAUGUCUUCUUGUAGGAGGUUUGGUUGUUUUUUAUAUUCAAUUGGAAUUUUACUCAGUCCUGUACAAUUAUAUAUAAAAUAAAUGAAAACAUAAACGUGCUUACUAUAUAUGAGAAGAUUUAGUUUCGGUUUCAAACCAAUAUUCAGAGGGAAUAUUUUUCGUUAAGAAAAACAACCGCAUCACACUCAACUACCGUUCUCUCUCUCUCUCUCUCUCUCUCUCUCCUCUUCUUGUCCUACCCCAUAGCAACCUAUACACCCUCCUGAUUCGCUGGUACAGUACUCCACUGACCUCCCAACUCCCACCUAAUAGGCUCUCGUUAACUGUCAGUAAAUGUACUGCCCCAAAAACACAUGAGUGCUGCAGAUUGGAGUCUCACGGCGCUGCUUCUAAAAUGCCUUAAAUCCCGUAAUAAAAUAUUGCAGCGUUUGUAAAGCAUAGUAUUCUUAAUCCUCGUUUAAGGGCCGCAGUCAUUUUGAUCAAUUUAAAAUAAACGCUGCGAUGCCAAAUUGAACAAAUUUGAAGUAAUACCGUAUAGAUAUAUAUAUUAAAAAAAAAAAAAAGCAACUAGAAUUACAUUUGAAACUAUUGUCUAAAAAUAGCAUUAUAAACAAUUACAGAAAACAUGUAAGGUCACCCCAUUCUUAAUAAUGUAAACAUUGUUUUUAAAAUCUUUAAUAAACAGUAGGGUGUAGGGUCCCCACAGGCAGCCUGGGUGACGCUGGUUCAAUGUGGCCGUGGCUGCAGGUGUUUAAAAGGCCAGGAGGGGUGCGUGACCAUUCCUCCUUGAUUACCAGCCUCUUAGUCCUUCUGGGAUGUUUGAAUGGGGAAGGGGUAUUCAGAAUGGGCCAUAGAAAGAGUCCUGACUUCCCAGACUGCUCCUUGUACAUUGUAAGCAAUUUGGGAAUCAUCUUUUAAAGCCUGUCUUGCUAUUGUUUUAUUGUUGAUCCAAACCCUUGUAAAAUGAAGCUGCUGGGUUACGACUAAGAUUCAAGCCCCACAUAAAUGCUUCAUUGGAGCAGCGGAAGCAGGACGGGGCUCGGUGAGAAUGGAUAGACAGGGACCAGUGGAAACACUGGGGUUUUAAACCUGGACUCUGGGAAUGAAACAGCACCCAACUGAAGCCAUUUCGCUUGGAUUCUUCAGAAGCAUUGGGCUUGAAACAUGGCAAGCAAAUUGCUUUACUGUUCUACGGGAAACCUUUGAGCUGCUAUUGGAAGAUAUCCUCCGUGAGUAGCACACAAGUCUGAUAUUCUUCCCACUCCAUCUUUGGCUGGUAAAACUGCCACAUGGCCCACAGAGGGAGCUGUUUCCCAUGAUCACGUCAUGUUGUUCAAUGUGAUCUCCAUUUGCUUCAGUUGUUUUUCUUCUCUCAUUGGCAUUGGGCAUGUGACACUUUAUGGUAAUGGCAGAAAUACAUGUUUAAUUAAUUGAUAUGCAGAUAAGCAUUUACUGAAGCUCCUUGUUAAUAUCCGGUCAGAUAUGCAAUAGCAGUGCUUGUGUGUGUGUGUUAACCGUUCGCACUAACAGAUAUUGAAUGCAUAAAAAGAAAGCAGUGCAAAGCAAUGAAGUUCUGGAAUAACACUGAGCUCUUGUCAUUUUCACAGUCCUGUGUGAGCUUGUGUGCAAGGUGCAGCAGUGAGAUGCAUUUUCAUUGGAAACUCAGCCUACUGAAUUGCUGUUCUCUGUGACUGAUGCCUUUGCCUUUGCUG